Messenger RNA from Saccostrea echinata, 2464 nucleotides. RefSeq names its product ATP-dependent RNA helicase SUV3 homolog, mitochondrial-like. Lineage: Eukaryota; Metazoa; Mollusca; Bivalvia; Ostreida; Ostreidae. The transcript has 7 exons. Gene Ontology annotation, cellular component: mitochondrial degradosome. The annotation marks the transcript as partial. The record is from RefSeq and is a predicted model, not a curated record. Gene Ontology annotation, molecular function: RNA helicase activity; hydrolase activity, acting on acid anhydrides. Gene Ontology annotation, biological process: mitochondrial RNA 3'-end processing; RNA catabolic process.
AUAUUAAUAAUCAAUAUUGACAAUGGUCUGAUUUUGAUAGAUUCAUUACAAGAAGUGCAGUCUGGAGACUGUUUGGUGUGCUUCAGUAAGCUGAAGAUUUACAAUGUAUGUAUGGAGCUGGAGAGGCUUGGACACAGUGUGGCUGUAAUAUAUGGCAGUCUACCUCCAGCCACUAAGUUAGCCCAGGCACAGAAGUUCAAUGAUCCAAAAGAUCCAUGUAAGGUGCUUGUGGCUACUGAUGCCAUAGGAAUGGGGAUUAACCUGAAAAUCAGAAGAAUGAUUUUCCUCCAAGCUGAAAAGUUGAAUCGAAAUGAACAUGGAGAAUUGAUAAUGUCAAGAAUCAGCACACCACAAGCAAAGCAGAUAGCUGGACGAGCAGGGCGGUAUAGAAGUGGCCAGGAAGUAGGUCUUGUUACAGCAUAUGGGGAGAAGACAAUGGAGCAAAUCAAAACAAUUAUCAAAGAGGAUGUGGAAGAUAUUAAAGCUGCAGGUCUUUUGCCAACAGUAGAACAACUGGAGCAGUUCUAUUUCUACCUCCCUAGCUUUAAGCUUCCAGAUAUUCUGAAUAUUUUUGCUCACAUGACAACAGUGAACAUGGAUAUGUAUUUUCUUUGUGGUAUGCAGAGCUUUAAGGAACUAGCAUGCACAAUUGACCAUAUUGAACUUCCUUUGCGAGUCCGGUAUCAAUUCUGCAUGGCUCCAGUAUCAGUAAAUUCACCAUUACUCAGCACAAUGUUUGCCAAGUUUGCUCGGAGCUACAGCAAUGGGACCCCUAUUGACUGUAAAUGGCUUUUAGUACAGACAGACUACCCAUGGCUACUUCCAAAAACUAUCAAAAGUCUAACAAAACUGGAGGAAGUAUAUGAAAUUUUGGACAUGUACCUCUGGUUAAGCUUUAGGUUUGAGGAAAUAUUCUGUGACAGAGAGAGAGUCCAAGAAGUACAGAGUGAAUUACAAACUGUUAUCAAAGAUGGAGUCGAAAAGUUGGGCGUUUUGCUCUCAAGGAAAAAUGACUAUAAAAAGGGGGCUGCAAUUAAAGGGCCUUACAUGAAGAGAAUUAAAAGGAUAAAGAAAGGAUAAAAGGACAGAUGAAAAGGAGGAUACAGAGAUAAUGAUUCUUAAUGUAGUCAUAAUAGUUCUUCAGAUGAAAAUACUAAUUAUGCACAUAUAUGUAUACAUAUAUAGAGGUAUGCAGACAUGUAGGAACUACAUGAGGAUUAGUGGGCAAAGUCGAAAUUAAUUACUUAUAAUGUUUUAUAUUUUUAGAUCACCUGAGUCACUCAGGUGACCUAUUGCUAACUGUUUUUGUCCAUCAUAAACUCCAUUCUAAACUUCUUCUCAAAAACCAAUGGAAUAAUUUCAAUCAAACUUAACACAAAGUAUCUUGGGUGAAGGGGAUUCAAGUUUGUUCAAAUGAAGGGUACAUGUAGUACCACGUCCAAGAGGAGAUUUAAAAAAAGCAAAAGUAGGGUGGGGUCAUUUAAAACCUUCUCAAGAACCACUAGGCCAGAUGAGAUGAAACAUUAUUUAAAAGCUAUAUAGUUUAUAGACAUAGUUUAUAUGACAUAUUAUAGAUUCAAAUUUAUUCAAAGCAUAGACCCCCGGGGAAGAGGAUCAAAAUUUUACAUGUAAAAGUAUAUGAAGAAAAAUCUUCAUGACCCCUGGUGUUGGGUAGGGCCACAAAGGGCAAUCAAAAUUUUACCAAGGAAUAUAUACAAAGUAAAAUCUUUAAAAAUCUUCUUUUUUAUGAAGAACAGAAAAGCCAUGAUAAUUCAUAUUAAUAUAAUUCAUAUCAACAGGAUAAAUAGGAAAAAUAUUCAAAAUUCUUCUCAAGACAAGCAGAGUCAUGAUAUGAUUUUUAUUUUAUUUUAUUUUUAAUGCAAAAUGCACCCCUUUUUUUUAAUGAUGUCAACAUCAACACACAAUGACAUUUACCUAUCAAUUAAAAAUUUAUUAAGAAACAUUUUGUAAUAAUUUAAUUUUGGUUGUAACGUGUCAUUUGAUUGGAUAAAAAAUUAAUUUAUAUCAUAUUACCUGUGUUGCCUACAUCAUAAUGACUUGCGUCAAAAACAUGUCAAUCUGCUUGCCGUUACAUUUAAAAUAUGUACAAUCUGAAGGCAGUUUUGAAGGGUAGAUUAUCUUAUUUUCUACACUUAAUAAUUGAAAAUUAAAUUAUAAGGAAUAAAUUUAAUAGCUACCCAAGUUGUUGCUACUGGUGUAACCUGGGUUGGAACAGUUUACGCUUUUUUGUAAACUGUCCCAAGUUAUACAGUAUAAAUUGGGUAGCUAUUAAAUUCAUUCCUAAUUAAUCAAUUAAUUAAUAAUUAAUUAAGAAUGGAUGGUUUACAAUAAAGAGACUCGAUGAAGAAUGUCUGGAAUGGUUUACUUAGAAAAGAAAAAAGUCUCAGAAGCAAACUUUGUCAUGUAAAAGGUUAAUGAUUUAUAAAUUAAUAAAAGCUUGAAG